AAGUGGAGUUCACCCAAAUGUGAUAAAAGCAAUACGAAAAGCCGACCAAAUAAAACGCGUUAUUUUCAUUGCUUGUGACGCGGAAGCGGCAAAAGCGAAUUUUAUAAAUCUCUGUCGUCCUAGCUCUAAUUCAUUCGUAGGUAAACCGUUCACACCGAAAAAAGCUCUUCCGUUUGAUUUGUUUCCACAUACUUUGCACUGCGAGUUGCUGUUAUCUUUUGAACGAUAA
Molecule: messenger RNA, 229 nt
Organism: Ambispora leptoticha
Lineage: Eukaryota; Fungi; Glomeromycota; Glomeromycetes; Archaeosporales; Ambisporaceae
Source: the annotation of a GenBank genome assembly